Amphimedon queenslandica is the source of this 1765-nucleotide messenger RNA. RefSeq names its product type II inositol 1,4,5-trisphosphate 5-phosphatase-like. The transcript has 14 exons. Lineage: Eukaryota; Metazoa; Porifera; Demospongiae; Haplosclerida; Niphatidae. Gene Ontology annotation, biological process: signal transduction; phosphatidylinositol dephosphorylation. Gene Ontology annotation, molecular function: phosphatidylinositol-4,5-bisphosphate 5-phosphatase activity. The record is from RefSeq and is a predicted model, not a curated record.
UUUUGUGGUACUUGGAAUGUCAAUGGUCAGUAUCCUAUACAGAGAGUGGACAAGUGGCUCGUGUAUCAGGAAACAAUACCGGACAUAUUCGCUAUUGGUUUUCAAGAGUUGGAUCUCAGUCCUGAGGCAUUGCUAAGGAAUGAAACCAGUUGAGAAGAGCCCUGGAUUGAUCUGGUGGAGUCAUCUCUAAAUGGCCGGGAAAUUCAAGAAAAUAUCAGUGGUGAGGUUGGUAAGUAUACUAUUGUUAGUGUAUGUGAAGGAGGAGCUGGUCCCUCAUGUGUCCAGUGUGGACUGUAACUAUGUACCUUGUGGACUAGUAGGAGGACACUUUGGUAAUAAAGGAGGUGUGGCUAUCAGAUUCAACAUAUACCAUUCUUCAGUGUGUAUUGUUAAUACUCACCUGGUGGCACACAUUGAUGAGGUAGAGAAAAGGAACCAGAAUUAUCACGAUAUUUAUGAUAAAAUCAGUUUCUUUAAAGACUCGGAACUUUCUUAUAGAAUAAUGGAUCAUAAUUUCAUCAUAUGGAUGGGUGAGCUUAAUUAUCGUAUCCAUCAGACUUCAGUUGAUUUCAGUACUGAGAUCAUAAAGGCACUGGCUGAUCUCUACCAGUUCAAUAAGUUGCUCCAGCACAAUCAGCUCCAGCAGCAGCAGAGGAGAGGAGAGGCAUUCACUCACUUUAAAGAACCUCCCAUUGAUUUCAAACCAACGUACAAGUUUGACCCAUCCACUAAUAGUUGGGACUUCUCAGAGAAGAACAGAGCCCCUGCCUAGUGUGACAAGAUUCUCUAUUAUUGUGAUGAUAUGAGUUACAUUAAGAACCUCUCCUACCUCUCUCACCCGGAGAUGAUCAUCAGUGACCAUAAACCAGUCAGUGCCACCUUUGAACUCCAGGUGAAAGUAGUUGUUCCUGACAGAGAGAAGCAGACCAUUGAUGAGAUUUCCUUUAAACUGGACAAACAGUACAACGAGACACUACCACAAGUGGAACUGAACUCUUACGAAUUUAAGUUUGAGAAGGUUAAGUUCAUGGUAGAGCAGACACAGGUACUUAAAGUUCGUAACAUUGGUCACCGUCCAGGGUAUGUCCAUUAUAUAGAGGCUAGCCUCAACUUCAUUCAACAAGGAACGGACAGUCUUGAUGACAUUCUAGUACUGAAUCUUGAGGGAGAGAAAGACAUAUUCAUAUCCAUCAGUGGGGACCUACUCUCGACAUGUUUUGGGUCUUCACUUGAAACCCUAAUACAUGUACACACCUACGUCAGGGAAGUACCCACUGCUCAACUACUGGACCUUAAUUACCAUGAGAGAGAGAAGAUAAGGGAUACACUGGAUACUGGGGGAGAGGAACUGGUUGGUAGUGUUUAUUCAGUCGCUGCUGUGUUGUUGAAAUUUUUAAGAUCACUGGAGGAUCCAGUGGUACCAAGAUCAGUCCAUCAGAGAUGUAUGGACGCCUCCAACAACCCAACACUCUGUAGACAGGUGUUGUUGCAAAUGGCUGAGGUUCACAGAAGGUGUUUUGUUUUUAUAGUAACAUUUCUUAAGAAACUUUUAGAACAUUCACAAGAAAACAAAAUGGAUGCUAAAGUAUUGGCAUCAAUAUUUGGUGAGGUAUUAAUGAACUCUACAAGAGAAGAGAAGCUGUCAAGGAACAAGAAGACACUGUCUCAAAUUAAUAAGAAAAAAAUGACUUUCCUUUAUCAGUUUCUAGCCAAUGACUUGACUGUUAAUUAUGAAUAAUAAAAAAUUAUUAUUAUUAUCAUCAAU